Molecule: messenger RNA, 379 nt
Organism: Neolamprologus brichardi
Lineage: Eukaryota; Metazoa; Chordata; Actinopteri; Cichliformes; Cichlidae
Source: RefSeq, a predicted model, not a curated record
AGCGGCAUCAAUUAUCAGUGGUCGGAUGGCAGCGACACAGUGUACACGCACUGGGACGCAGCCGACGACGAUGACGACUUUGAGACCGGCGAGUGCGUGUACAUGGACGUGAAUGGAGGCUGGCGGCGAGCUGACUGUGAAACUCUGCUGCCAGGAGCCCUGUGCCAUGUUCCCCAAAGUCCCUCCAAGCCAACGGAAUGUGUGAAAAUACCCAUUUCCCGCCUUCUCCUGCUGUCCCUCGCAGGCAAUAAACCGUUAACUGCGAAUGUGAUGGCGUGUCCCUCCACAUGGGUGAAAUUUGGACAUGGUUGUUACAGCUUUGAGUCCGUGGCGGAGAAACGUAGUUUUGAGAAGUCAAGAGAGCACUGCAGGAAUAAAG